This is a messenger RNA of Physcomitrium patens, 6365 nucleotides long. Its product is annotated as nuclear pore complex protein NUP205. Gene Ontology annotation, cellular component: nuclear pore. NCBI's taxonomy places the organism in Eukaryota, Viridiplantae, Streptophyta, Bryopsida, Funariales, Funariaceae. The record is from RefSeq and is a predicted model, not a curated record.
GCGAGGGGGGAGGAGUCUCAGUGAGAGUCGGCCCCCCCGCGACUCGGCCUCCAGCGCCUACGCUUCUUCAAUCUCGUCUCUUUCAAACGCCUGAGGAUCCUCCUCCUCUUGCUCCUCCUCUUCGACGACACCAGGACCACAGGCUCUCAUCUCCAAACCCUAAUCGGAAGCCAGCUCGGAGCAGCUUCAUCGAGCGAGGCUUCUCAGCACCAGUCAUGCUGCGGUCUUGCUCGUAGCGUGUAGGUGCAACUGCCGAAGUGAAAAAGAGGAAGAUUGGCAGUGAGUGAGUGAGUGAGUGAGUGUUGGAGUGGCGGUGUUGAAGCAUUGCGUGAGGGAUUGAGUUGGUUGCAGGAGUUAAGUCGUCAUGGUCUCGUACCGACGCCUGCUGGCCGCAGUGGAGGCGGCGUUACUGACGCCCAACCCUGCGCCUCACCACCGAGCUGAUCUCUCACAUGCAUUGCACAUCUGCGUUCCCGAUUUCCAGGAUUUUCUCAAGUAUCCUGGCCCCAAAGCAGAAGAUCGAGCACAAGUUGCAUCGAGGGAAGUUAGGUUACCGAAUUCUGCACCAACAAUACUUGAUAACCAGGAUGCACAAAUUGCGCUCAAGCUGAGUGAGGAUUACAAUCUAAAUGAAAUAUACUGCGUGGGUUUAUUAGUGUCUGCACAUCAAGAGUGGAAUUCUUUAGGUCGGGAACCUGUGGAAAUACUUCGAUUAUCAGCUGGCCUAUGGUUUACAGAGCGAAGAGCUUUAAUAACCUCCUUGCAACUUUUACUUCGAGCUGUGGUCCUAGAUGAUGAGUUGGACCCUGAUCUUGUUGCGGACAUUCGCUCGUACAUUGAAAGAUUGCUGCAAGGAGGCCUUCGAGCAAGACUCAUCCACUUAAUCAAGGAACUAAAUCGAGAAGAGUCAGCUGGAUUAGGAGGUCCGGGAGUGGAGCCCUACGUGAUGGAUUCGCGUGGUGCAGUGGUUCAGCGCCGUAACGUCAUUCAAAAGGAGCGGCUCAGCCUUUGUCAUUGUCUUGUACUUACAUGUCUCAUUGUUCGCAUAAAUGCGCAAGAGGCCAAGGACCUGUACGACCUGCUCAAGGACUCCGCUAGUGACGAAAGUAUAUCACAGGAUGCUGUUAAGCUUCAGAUCACAUAUACAAUCAUGUUUGCGCUUCUCGAUUCAUUAAUAUCGGAUGCAUUAGGAGGGUCUCAAGAGAUGGGCUCCGUACUUGCACUUGAUGCUGGGUUUCGCAAAGAGUUUCAACAAAUGUUAAUGGAUGCAGGGGAAUUAAAUGUGACUGCCGAGGGGUUCACUGGUGUGAUUCGUUUUGUGUGGGCUGUUUAUCUGAUGCUCACAAAGGGUGCCUUGGAUUAUAGCCCCACUGGAUCUUUCUCUGAAGACGAUACUUACUCUUCCUUAUGCUUAAACCGUGCAUGUGAGCAUGACGUUUUUGAGUUCUUCACUACUCGCGUUCUUCAAACUGCUACCUUUCAGAACGAUGACGAAGAGCUCGUGUUUAUGUACAAUGCAUAUCUGCAUAAAUUGAUGACAGGUUUUCUUGCCCAACCAGCAGGUCGUGAAAAAAUAAAAGCAAUGAAGGAUGCAGCUAUGGUGGCAGUAGAUACGUAUGUAGAUAUGAAAGAUACCAUGUCAGAUGUUGAUGGUAAAGCCCAACAGCAGGCAAUUGUUCUUCAAGCUAAGCCCUUCAUUUCACUGCUUACUAUGAUCGGGGAAGUCUAUCAGAGAGAACCAGAGCUCAUCAUGGACAACGACGAUCUUUGGAACUUUGUUAGAUUUGCAGGGGAGGACCACAACACAUACCACACAUUAGUUGCCUUUCUUAAUAUGCUCACAGCAUUGGCUGCUAGUGAAGAAGGAGCAAAAAAAAUAUAUCAAAUGCUUCAGAACAAGGCUAUUCGCACACUUGGAUGGCAAACACUUUUUAAUUCUUUAAUAGUUUACGAUCAACGAUUUAGGCAAUGCCUUCAAAAUGCAGGAGCUUUUCUUCCACCCUUUCAAGAAGGGGAUGCACGUGCAUUAGAGGCCUACCUCAAAGUGUUAAGACGGGUUAUGGAGAAAGGCAACGAAAUGGAACGUUCGCAGUGGUUCAUGGAUAUUGAGCCACUCUUUAAGCUUCUGUCAUAUGAGAACGUUCCCCCUUACUUGAAGGGGGCUUUGCGGAAUGCAAUUGCAACUUUUGUUCCUGUAUCACCAGUUAUGAAAAAUAAAGUGUGGAGCUUCCUAGAACAAUACGAUUUGCCAGUGGUGGCUACACCUCUGUUAAGUGAUGGCUCUGCUCAACAAGUGUCCUCUCAGGUUUAUGACAUGACUUUUGAGUUGAAUGAAGUGGAGGCUAGGCAGGAAGAAUAUCCUUCUACACUCUCUUAUCUGAAGUUGCUUAAUGUUCUGAUUGAGAAUGAGUCAGACGGACCUGAUAAGGGUGGUAGAUACAUUGGCAUUUUUCGAUUUGUACGCGAUCAAGUUUUUGCACCUUACGCACAAAGAGCAUAUGCAAAUCCUGUGGAGAAAUGGGAGCUUGUUGCCACUGCGCUUCGCCAUUUUGAAUUGAUGUUGAGUACUUAUCAACUUACUGAAGAUGCUGUGAGGAAUAGCUCCGAUCAUCUUCUUCCUCCAGAAAAUUCUCUUCCAGGGAUGGCCGCACCAGGUCUUCCAGCUGCCAUUACUCGAUUGCCAGUUACGGAGUUGAUGAAGGAUUUGAUGAGUGGCAAAGUGAUUUAUCGUAAUAUAAUGAGUAUAUUGAUGGUGGGCGUCAAUUCUGUAAUGGAGCAACGCACAAGCCAACUUUAUGGCCCAGCUUUGGAAGAAGCAAUAUCCCUUUGCCUUCAAAUUUUGUUUCUUGCUCUGUCCAAAGACACUCUAUUCUCAGAGGCUUGGCGUCCCGUAUAUCAGCCAAUAGAUAAUAUUCUAUCUCACGACAUCAGACAAAUUGUGACGGUAUUGGAAUAUGUAAGAUAUGAUAUGUCACCUUUGAUUCAGCGAUGCUCCGUCCAAAUUAUGAAGGUGCUCAGUGCACGAAUGCCGCAAUUGGUCUCCAUUAUUUUAGAAGCUGGAGCUGCAUCAAGCCUUAUUGAGGACUAUGCUGCUUGCCUCGAGACCCGUGCAGAGGAACCCCAAGCUCCUGAAAAUCCCGAUGAGGAUAUUGGCUCACUGAUUUUACGUCUUCUCCUGGCUAAUUUGGAUCAGCCUGCUCCAAAUGUAACGCAUCUUCUUCUAAAAUUUGACGUCAAUCAACUUGUAGAGAGGACAAUGCUUCAGCCGAAACGUCACUUCAGCUGUCUACGAGUGAUACUGGACGUCUUGGACACGCUUGCAAGGCCAGAAGUGAAUGCUGGACUGCAUGAACUUGGUUUCCAGUUGAUGUAUGAACUUUGUGUGGAUCCAAUCACUUGUGGUCCUGUGGUGGAACUUCUCAGAAGUGAAAAAUAUGAGUUUUUCUCCAAGCAUUUGAAUACUUUCGUGUGUGAACCUCUUCCCAAGCGCAGCACAAAUCAACAGCUGCGUGUGAGCAGCCUACAACAGAGAGCCUGGCUGCUGAAGUUGGUCGCUUUGGAACUUCACUUGGGCGAUAUGGAUGUCGUUGUCCAUCGAGACAGCUGUCGUCGGCUCCUUUCUCGCUUAUUUUUGAGAGAACCUCAAUCUUGGGAGACGGGGAUUCCAUCUAACCUUAUGCCAGCUAGAUUGACCUUGACUACCACUGACAACAGCAUCCACAAAACCAAAGUGUUAGAGCUUCUCGAAAUCCUCCAAUUUCAACUCCCCGAAUCUCCCAGCGACUUUCCGCCAGAAUUGCAUGGUCUGAAAGAGGAGCUUAAGGUUGAUGAUAUCCUUGGCAGUCCUGCUACAGUUGACCAAGGGGGUGUAUACCACAUCUCAGAACGUGGGGAUCGUCUUAUUGACCUCUCAGCAUUUAGAGAUCUACUUUGGCAGGAAUACAAGAGGUUGGAGGGUCAGUACAACUUUCUGGUGAAUGGUCAGAAGCAGUCUGAACUUCGGGAGGCAGUGCAACAACUAUUGCGUUGGGCUUGGAAGCGGAACAAAAAUUUAGAGGAGCAAGCUGCUCAACUACAUAUGCUCGUAGGAUGGUCGCAGCUUGUAGAGAUAACAAUAUCGAGAAGGUUUCACUUUUUGGGCAGUCGGACGCAUGUACUUUUUGAGAUUUUGGAUGCCUCAAUAAGUGCAACUACAUCACAAGAUUGCUCUUUACGCAUGGCCUUCUUGCUAAGUCAAGUGGCUCUGACAACUAUGGCAAAGCUUCAAGAACAAAGCAUUAUAUCACCUGGUGAAGGCGAUAGUACAGAUGAUGUCACAUAUGUGGAUGUGUUGUCUAGUGUGCGGUUAUCGAACAGCGCAUGCCACACCAUCCUGUCUAAGCUUAUUGCCUCUAUUCUGAGACACGAAUCCUCAGAGAGCUUGCGGCGCAGACAAUAUGCGAUACUUUUGAGCUAUUUUCAUUACUGCCAAGGAAUGGUGAACCGAGAUUUGCCCCUUUCUGUUAUGCGAACUUUGCUUGUUGGCGCCGGUGACGAGGAUAUGGAAGUUGAAAAGCUGGACCGAGACCAAGCCGAACUUGCGCAAGUGAACUUCUCUCUCCUAAAGCGAAAUGCAGCCCCUCUUGUGGAUGUGGUGGCUAGGGAUGCUACAAAUGGUAGUGAGACAGGUAAGGCUAUGGCCUACUAUGUGCUGGACGCAUUACUUGCAGUUGACCAUCACCAGGUGUUUCUCAGCCAGUUACAAAGUCGCGGACUCCUUCAUUCAUGCUUAGCUGAGAUCAGCAGCAACUCUUAUCAAGCCAUAUUACUUCCCUCAGCCGAAUCCUUGCGUCGAUUAUAUACGUUGGAAUCAGAGCUGGCUCUACUCCUUCGAGUGGGAUUCCACAAUAGAAAACGUGGGGCACAGACAUUGUAUGCAAUGGGAGCCCUUCGUCAUUUGUCCUCUUGCCGAGCUAUUGAUGCUCAUUUGACUGAUGAUGCCAAGUGGGAGCAAGUAAAGGUUGGUGUAGGAAUGCCCAAUCAGCAUGAUCGUCAGCAUCAACUCGUAUCGCCUGUUCUACGCCUGGUCCUUUGCUUUACUUCUUUAAUUGACUCUACAGAAGUGGUUGAUGGGGAUCGAAAUGAAGUUGCUCUUGAAGUUUUGGAUUUUAUCAAGUCCCAUCAUGGCUUACUUGAUAGAAUCCUAAGAGAUGACAACCCAAACGUGCACAUCGCAGAUCUGGAUGAACUCCAGUUGGCUACUGCAAUCCUUAGUAAGGUAUGGCCGGUUGAGGAGUCUUCUGAAUUUGGGUACACGCAAGCAAUGUUCAACCUUGCGUACGUCUACUUCAGCCUAGAUGCAGAGUCUCGAAAUCGGUUCAUACAUCAUAUUCAAGAGGCGGAGAAAAUAAACGAGUCAUCUGGUAUAGCUCGAGAGAGUUUAAGGAAAAUGGAGCUCCAAGUGGCUCGUGUACGAUGCAAUUUGAUUGCUUACUUAUAUGCCUUGGUCACAAAGCACAACCUGCGUCUGCAUAUUUACAAGCCUGAUAUUGGAGACGGUGCGACAAUGGGGCCGUACAAUUUGGGACGCCAGAGACAACCGACGCUGAAGCUUGUCGCUGACCUUUUGCAACAAACAUCUCUGGACUUAGAGCUAGCCUUAGAAGAGAAAGCUCUUCUUCUUGCUAGGCUUCAAGACGUAAAUGAACUUUCGCGCCACGAGGUGGAUGAUAUAAUCAAGGCUUAUGGGCGACAAGAGCGUUCAGAUCCUGCUGAUAGCAUCCGCAAGAGGAGAUAUGUGGCGAUGGUGGAGAUGUGCAGUGCAGCUGGUAGCCGUGAAUGUCAAGUUUCUUCUCUUAUUUUUCUAGUGGAGCAUGCCCUGGAGAUUCUAUAUGUCCAUUUGGAGAAGUUGACAAAGCCUCAAAAUAGGCAGGGUAGAUUUGAGCUAAAUCUUGAGACGAAUUGGGGCCGAAAAGAAGAUGUACAGUUACUGGCUGGAAAGCUGCUUCCAGUGUUUGAUAGACUUGAAUGUUUGAAUGAGGAUAGAGUGGGUCGGAGCAUGAAGCAUUUGCAGCGCCUUGUGCACUCGCUGAAGUCGAGAAUUAUGAUGUUAUCAUCAGAAACCUACUGAAUUGCCGAACCUAGGGUUUUCCCAGAUCAUGACCGUCUGCAUGACGUUAAGCAAAUUGAUCAUGUCCUGAGGAUCUAAAAUUAGACAGACAACCAUUUCCUUCUAGAUGCCCAUGUCCAUGAUGCCAAUUCCUCGUUUUAUACCUCUGGACCUGGAGGGCAACGCAACAUUCCUCUGUUUAAUGAUAAGAUUGCUGGUGGUUGUCCUUACGUGUAUAUUUUGCACACAGCAGUAAGUUGACAUUGAAUUGGAUAAA